CCUUGAUUAAAAAAAUAAGGUCAUUCUAGUCAUUUCAGUAAUGAUUCUUCUUCCUUUCGUUCCGAGUUCUUCGACUUCCACUACAUUGAACUCUGUGCUAUUAUUACUCUUCUGAAUCGAAAGCGAAAAACGAACGUGACGAAUCUUCAAUUCUGAGUUUCCGAGUUGAAUCGUUCACUGAGUCGAGUAACCGAGUUUAACACGUGCACAGAUCUUCAAGCAUGUUAGACGGUUUGCUCGGUCGAGGAUUCGCCGCGAAAUGUAAAUCGUUGAUUAAAUUGACGAAGAAUCGGAUCGAUGUGAUAAGAAGGAAGAGGAAAGCGACGGAGAAGUUUCUUAAGCAAGAUAUCGUUGAUCUAUUGGCGAAUGGUUUAGAUGUUAAUGCUUAUGGAAGAGCUGAAGGACUCAUUGCUGAGUUGACAUUGACAUCUUGUUAUGAUUUUGUUGAGUGGGCCUGUGAGUUUGUCUUGAAGCACCUGUCUGUGCUGCAGAAACUGAGUGGAUGCCCUGAGGAGUGCAGGGAGGCUAUAUCAUCUCUGAUGUUUUCUGCUGCAAGAUUUUCUGAUCUACCAGAGUUACGUGAGCUUCGGCAAAUAUUUCAGGAGAGAUACGGAAAUUCCUUAGAAUGUUAUGUCAAUAAAGAGUUUGCUGCAAAUGUAAAUCCAAAGUCUUUUACCUUGGAGAAGAAGGUUCGCUUGAUGCAGGAUAUUUCUUCAGAGUUUUCAAUAAAGUGGGACUCCAAAGCUUUUGAACUGAGGAUGUCAAAAUCCUCCGCUUUCGCACAGGGCCAUAAUACUUAUAAAUCUGACCAUUCUGUUGGUUAUAACAAAUCAUCACAAGGCAAGGAUGAGAUCUUGUUUGAGAAAAGUCCUGACUAUUCUAAAGAUGGGCACAAAUUUCGGAAUGGCAAGGAAGCUGCUAUCUCAAAGGGAGAUGAAAAUUGUGUCAAUCCCAAAUCCAAGCUCCCUGAACAUGGAUUGAAGCCAUUAAGUAGGUAUGAUGAAGUCAGCCUGCCAAAAGAUAGCCGUGACAAUCUAUUACCAGGAAGAGAUAAGUUUACUUCUCCGAACUGGAAGGAGGGUAGUAUGCUAAAACCAAUAGGAUGUUCUUCUCAGGAUAAGAGAGUUCCACAAUUCGAAGAUGGUUCGAAUAUACAUGAUAGAUGGGGGAAUGCCACCCAUGUGAGAGAAAGCCAGGACACAGCAAGUGCUAGAAAGUCUCCAAGUCAUGCAGGAUUUCGUUCAAAGAACACUGUGAACGAGCCAUUUGCUGUUAAUCACGAUGGCCUACCUGAUCUUGAUAACUCUCAGAGAAAAGUUCAUGAAACUCCUAGGGUAAAGCCCUACUACAGUAAUGCCAUUCCACCACCUUAUGUAAAACCUAAUUCUAAACUAAAGAACAGCACACAGAGAACUGAAUUAGCAUCUUCACAUAUUGACAAUGAUGGCAUCACUACCAAUCCAUCAAUACAUCAAAAGCCGGAUGCUGAUUCUAAGACAGAGAGAACCCGAUUCGGUUUGGAUAACUCUGAAUGGGAUUUGCAGGCCACUAGAGAUCCACGAGCAAGUAAACAAAUUUAUGAGAAAGUACCCCCUGGUUUGGAUAACUCUGAACGGGAUUUGCAGGCCACUAGAGAUCCACGAGCGAGUAAACAAGUUUAUGAGAAAGUACCCCCUGGCUUCGAUAAUUCUGAACGGGAUUUGCAGACCACUAGAGAUCCACGAGCGAGUAAACAAGUUUAUGAGAAAGUAACCCCUGCUCGUGAAGAUGCUGAAGAAGUCCCUGUAUUAAAACCAAAAUCUAUGAGGCGGAAGCACUCGAAAUCACGGUCUACACACAAUGAUGCCAGUAAGGAAGAUGCUGAAGUUGCGAGAAAAUCAAGGAGCAAGGGACCAGAUGAAUCAAAACGUGGCCUACAAAUUCUGUUUGAUGAUGAGAAACAUAAAAAAGAUGAAGAGGAAAGAGUUAUAGAUAGAUUACUAAUCCAUUAUAGCAAAAAGCCAACCACCACUGUGCCUGAGAAAGCAAGAAGGUCUAAAAGUCGCCAUGCACACAAAAUGGAUGAUGGACCUAAUGAGACACCACAGGCGGUCCCUCAUGCACCUCGAUCAGUUUCCCUUCCUCAUGAACAAUCACAAGAGGUGGAAGUUAAAAAAGUAUUUACCCGUGCCGCUUCGUUUCAGCCUGAUAGAUCAAAUGAAGCUCGACAUGUGCAUCCCAAGUUACCCGAUUAUGAUGAUUUAGCUGCUAGGCUUGCGACUUUGAGAGGUUCAUAAGGGAUAGAAAUAGCAUAUCGUAUAUGAUGAAUAAAUACUCUUCUUUUACCAGCAUGAUUGUGUGAUUUCGCAGUGAUGCUUGAUUACAAAUUGUUGACUACUCCAGAGCUGUAUUAUUAUCAAUCAGCCAUGGUUGUACCUGUGUUGGUGUGUGCAAUUGUUCAGUCACCAUUCUUACUAAUGGUGGCAAUGCACAACAUCAAUUCAUUUUUUUUACCUUCUAUGAUUGUAAAGUGUUCGUUACAGAAAUUGACACUAUUUCAAUUUUCUACGUGUUGAGGUGAGACUUGAAAUA
Molecule: messenger RNA, 2571 nt
Organism: Cicer arietinum (chickpea)
Lineage: Eukaryota; Viridiplantae; Streptophyta; Magnoliopsida; Fabales; Fabaceae
Biological process (GO): protein transport
Source: RefSeq, a predicted model, not a curated record